UCGAGGCACGCCAGACCGAAGGCAUCCCCAAGAAAAAUUGUUCGCUCCCACGGACCUGAGCCGCCGCCGCCUCGCCUCGCCGCCGUAGAACACGCAGCGCGCGCGGGGGCAGCCAUGGCGCCGGAGCCGGAGGACGACAUCAUGAACGAGAAGAACCCGCGCCCGCUAGACGAGGACGACAUCGCGCUCCUCAAGACCUACGGGCUUGGGCCAUACUCGACCAGCAUUAAAAAGGUCGAGAAGGAGAUCAAGGAAAUGGCCAAGAAGAUCAAUGACCUUUGUGGGAUAAAGGAGUCCGAUACAGGGCUGGCUCCACCUAGUCAGUGGGAUUUGGUGUCGGAUAAACAGAUGAUGCAAGAAGAACAACCAUUACAGGUAGCAAGGUGUACAAAGAUUAUAAGCCCUAACACGGAUGAUGCCAAAUAUGUGAUCAAUGUAAAACAAAUUGCAAAGUUUGUGGUCGGAUUGGGGGAUAAGGUUUCUCCAACUGAUAUUGAGGAAGGGAUGAGGGUUGGUGUUGAUCGUAACAAGUACCAGAUUCAAAUUCCUUUGCCACCGAAAAUUGACCCGAGUGUUACCAUGAUGACUGUUGAGGAAAAACCGGAUGUGACAUACAACGAUGUCGGUGGAUGCAAGGAGCAAAUCGAAAAGAUGCGUGAAGUUGUUGAACUUCCUAUGCUUCACCCAGAAAAGUUUGUCAAGCUCGGUAUUGACCCUCCAAAAGGUGUCCUUUGCUAUGGUCCACCUGGUACUGGUAAGACGCUUCUUGCAAGAGCUGUAGCAAAUCGAACAGACGCUUGUUUCAUCCGUGUGAUUGGAAGUGAAUUAGUUCAAAAGUAUGUUGGGGAAGGUGCUCGGAUGGUUAGGGAACUGUUUCAGAUGGCCCGCUCAAAGAAAGCAUGCAUUGUCUUCUUUGACGAAGUUGAUGCUAUUGGUGGUGCUCGUUUUGAUGACGGGGUUGGUGGCGAUAAUGAGGUGCAGCGUACAAUGUUGGAAAUAGUAAACCAACUUGAUGGGUUUGAUGCGAGAGGGAACAUCAAAGUUCUUAUGGCCACCAAUAGGCCUGAUACCUUAGAUCCUGCACUUCUGCGUCCUGGUCGUCUGGACAGGAAAGUAGAAUUUGGCUUACCUGACCUGGAGGGUCGCACACAAAUCUUCAAGAUACAUACACGCACUAUGAAUUGUGAGCGGGAUAUCAGAUUUGAACUUCUGGCCCGCCUCUGCCCCAACUCCACUGGGGCUGAUAUCAGGAGUGUUUGCACGGAGGCGGGCAUGUAUGCAAUUCGUGCCCGCAGGAAGACCGUUACCGAGAAGGACUUCCUUGAUGCCGUUAAUAAAGUCAUCAAGGGCUAUCAAAAGUUCAGUGCUACACCAAAAUACAUGGUGUAUAACUAAUAGUGUGUCAUAGCUCAUGAAAUCUGUUGUGUUUAGAAUUCUGGAUCUUUGUAAUGGUUGUAUACUUGUAUCAGCAUGGGAUUCUCCGCAAAGAAUGUUGUUUUUUUAGAAAUCUGGAUCUUUGAGGUGACUACAGGAUCCUGUACCCUAAGUUUUAAGACAGCCAGGGUUCCUCACUCA
Phragmites australis (common reed) is the source of this 1575-nucleotide messenger RNA. RefSeq names its product 26S proteasome regulatory subunit 7A. Gene Ontology annotation, molecular function: ATP binding; ATP hydrolysis activity; proteasome-activating activity. Bases 115 to 1395 code for a protein of 426 amino acids. Gene Ontology annotation, cellular component: proteasome regulatory particle, base subcomplex. The record is from RefSeq and is a predicted model, not a curated record. NCBI's taxonomy places the organism in Eukaryota, Viridiplantae, Streptophyta, Magnoliopsida, Poales, Poaceae. Gene Ontology annotation, biological process: proteasome-mediated ubiquitin-dependent protein catabolic process. The transcript is spliced from 10 exons.